This is a messenger RNA of Zeugodacus cucurbitae (melon fly), 4725 nucleotides long. Its product is annotated as serine/arginine repetitive matrix protein 2. The record is from RefSeq and is a predicted model, not a curated record. Lineage: Eukaryota; Metazoa; Arthropoda; Insecta; Diptera; Tephritidae. The transcript is spliced from 2 exons. The coding region runs from base 184 to 4524 and encodes 1446 amino acids.
CAUCUAAAUUUAUUUGAAAUACAAUUUCUGUACAAAUAUUUUUACAAAAUCUAAUUUCCAAAAUUUUCACAACACAACGACACAUAACCGAAACCAAAAUUAGCAUGUAAGAGUCGCAAAAAUAACUGUAAAAUUAGUGUAGUGGUUCGCGAAAAGCCUGCGUGGUAGCCUUCAGCAGAAAAUAUGCCUUCAAAAGCUAAGCAUAUUAACGCGAAGCGCAAGCCGGUCCAAAAGCGCGACGAUGCGCACAGCACACGUGGGGAGAAUGAGGUGCGCGAACUCUGGUUCAACCCGCAAGCAACCAAAAUAUGCGACUCGCAUAUGGCCAUAUGUGCGUGUGACUGCGAUUGCCCCAUUUGGCAAAAUGAAAAUUUGCAACUAGAGCUUCAGAAAUUGGUAAAUAAGUACUCGCACAAGGGCACAGCGGGAAUGAAGCUGUGCCCUUGUGCGAGAGAGGAAACGCAAAUAAAAACGAAAGCGAAAGCUAGAGAGGAAGCGAAUGAGGCAGCCAAAGGACUGAACACGAAACGUUCGCGCAGCAAGCAAAGAGAAGGAAAAGAACAAAGAAAAAGGCAUGCAUCAAAAGAGAAUGAGAAUGCGAAAACAGUGCAUGAAAAGAGCCGAAGUCGCAGCCGUAAUCGACCGUCGCCCGUUAAUAGAAAAUUUAAAACGCGUGAGGAAGCUAAACGUUACCGCGAACUUAAAGCAAUUUAUACCACAAAACCUCAAGAAUCUGCAUCCAGCGCUAGGCAGAAUGAAAAUGAAACAAAAUCUAGUCGCAAAAAUCAGAAUGAACGCGGAGGACACAUCACAAAAAGCACUGAAUCCGUAACUAUGGCCGCGCAGAGACCACAUACACCACGCAAGCCUGUUGGGCGAAAUAAAUCAAAAACGAGAUCACCCUUAAGCACUGACUGCGGUUGUCCAUGCGAUGUGGAAGAAAGAGACCAACCCAAGGAGCACGAUAGAGAAACUGAGGUUGGCUGUUGCGGAAUGUGUAAGAAAUCGAAAGCUGAUAAACGACAGCGGGAAUAUGAGGCCUACACACCCACACAGUGCCCUGCAAAACACACUCGCAUGCCAAAUCGAGAGGCAGAAUUCGCGCACACAGCUGACGAAGCGGAGCUACUGGAAAUACUAAAAGCGACUUAUACACGCGAAGUGAAACCAAAACCAGCACCUCCACCUCCACCGCCGCCGGACACAACAAGAGAUGAGGAAACGGGCUGUUGUGGCUCGAGCUCUAAAAGGAAACAGCAGCAGUCAGAGGCAAAUUUAUAUGAUCAAUAUAGAAGUUAUGAGUGCAGUUGUGGGGAUAAUUAUCCCCAAGAAUUCGAGCCACACCAGCCAAUGGAAGAACAUACCUCCAAAAAUAUUAAACAAACCAGAAACAGGACGCCAGAACAAAAAUCUAGCGAAACUUUAGCUUCGGCUAAAUUACAUAAACAACCGAAUACUAAAGCUAGAGGAGGGAAGGUCGCUCCGCCAGUUCCUCCAAAGUACGCACCCAGAAAGAUAAAAUCUGUGGAAUCAAAUGCGAAGCAUAAAAAUAAACUUGAUAAAAGCCAAUCAGAUAGUACUGUCUACGCUUCUAAACGAAAACCGAAGAACGUUAAAGACACGGAAAAUAAGAACGCGCCAGAAGAUUAUGAUUCGGAUAAAAUGUCGUGUCCGUGUCGUUUAUGUCGUAUGAAACAAAAGACUGAAGACGAUAAACCAGAAGCAGAAGCAAAGACGAAUAAGAAACGAAAAAGUCCACCUGCAGCUGCAAGUUUGUCUCCGACUAAAAACCAAAAGCAUAAGCAACAAGCCACAAAACCUGAGCCAAAACCCGAUCGCACACCAAAACACCAGCGAUACCCUACGAAUUAUAAACCACAAAAAGCCGAUGGCAGAAAGGCUAGGCGACGAAAUAGACCGGCCUUUCAUCCUAAACCUGAGUCGCAAACAAAGCCAGCUACAAAGAAAGCAAAAACUUCAUCCAAACAAGCAGACAAAAGUUCCUUGAAUAAGGAUGAAAACUCAGAAACGUCUUUAUGUUCUUGUUUAAGAAAGAAAAAACAUGUCGAAGAUAGCAACAUUAGGGAAAAGAGCCAUAAAACUGCCAAACCUAAAGCAUAUGUUGGUACGAAAAAAAGACCAACAAAAGACGAAAGGCGCGAAAAAGCUCGAACGGAAAAGCCCAAGAAAGUACAACGGAAACCUUCACAAACACGAAGUCAAGGAAAAGUUCAAAGGGAGAAGCGAACACAGCAAGCUUCGAAAGCCAAAAGUCGGGAAAAACUGGAAAAGGAACCAUCAGAAACGUCGUGUUGGUCUUGUUUUAAGAAGGAUAAAUCAGACAAAACUAAAAAGGAACCUUCAAAGAGAAAAAGUGCAAACAAAAUGCACAGUGAAAGGCCACAACGCGAUUCCAAACAGAAACCCUCAAAGACGAAAAGUAGGGAGAAACUUAAGAAAGAAAAGUUAACUAAACAUACUGAUUCUAAACAGAAGACUUCAAAGUCCAAAAGAAAAGAAACUCUUGAAAAGAAACAAUCCGAAACAUCUUGCUGGUCUUGUCAUGCAGGUGAUAAAAGAGAUAAGGCAAAGAAAGGGGAUGCAUCUAAUAAGCGACUCUCAAAGUCCAAAAGUCAGCAAAAUAUUCAGAAGGAUAAACCAAUGAAAAGUGGCGAUGCUAAACAAAAACCCGCAAAAGCAUACAAAAGAGAGGAUAGAAGUAAAAGAAAAUCAUUGGUGUACAUUAUUUGUUCGUCCUGUCGUUCUAAUGACAAAAAGAAGAAAACAAAGAAAUCGGAUCAACCUAAAAAAUGUACUACAUACAGCAAAAGUCAAGACAGCAAACCAAUAGCCAAGGGUCCGACAAAAGUUCAAAAGGAUAAACCAAAGAAAAGUGGCGAUGCUAAACAAAAACCUUCCAAAGUUAAAUGUCAAGAAAAUGUUCAAAAGAAAACAUCCGAGACGUCCUGUUGGUCUUGUCGUUCAAAUAAAGAACAAGAUAAAAGGAAACCGUCCAGAACCAAGAGUCAAGACUGUGUUCAAAAGGAUAAGCCUAAAAAGCCAACUGAUUCUAAACAAAAACCUUCGGAUGCGAGAAGCCAAGAAAAACUUAAAAAGAAGCCUUCGGAAAUAUCGAAAAGAAAAAGCCAAGACAAAAUUCAAAAGGAUAAGCCAAAGAAACAAACUGAUGCUAAACACUGUAAACCGUCGAAUGCUAAAAGUCAAGAAAAAGUGAAAAAGCAGUCCUCGGAAACAUCAUGUUGUUCUUACCAUUCCAGUGGUGAGAAAGGUAAGCCAAAAAAAACGGUUGAAUCUAAGAAGAAACCAUCGAAAAGUAAAAGUCAAGACAAAGUUCAAAGGGAUAAGUCAGUUGAUACUAGACAAACACCUUCGAAAUGUAAGAGUCAAGAAAAAGUGCAAAAACGAUCAUCCGAAACAUCUUGUUGGUCCUGCCAUUCCAGUGGGGAGAAAGAUAAAGCAAAGAAACCAUCGAAAAGUAAAAGUCGGGGCAAAGUUCAAAAAAGUAAGUCGAAAGAGUUGGCUCAGUCUAAAGGUACUAGCCAUGAUAAGGUUCCUAACAAUAGAAUUAGGAAGUUGAUAAAACCCACUGAAAGAGCCACAAAGGCCAAAAGUCAAGAAAAAAUGCAAGCGCAAACAAAGACACAGGCUUCAAAAGCCAAAAGCCAAGAGAAAGUACAAAAGAAAACGUCUGGAACUUCCUGUUGCUCGUGUUGCUCAAAAAGAACAGGUGAUAAGGAUGAUUCUAAACAGAAAUCUUUGAAAAGUAAACAAAAAGAAGACGUCCAAAAGAAACCAACCAGAAAGUACAGUUUGUUUUCGAAAGGACCUAAAAAAGAAGAAAAAGAAGAAAGAUCCAAGGAUAAGACCUCACCCGAAAGUUCUGUACGAGAAGAUCAUGCAAAAACGAAAAAGACUAAAAACGCGAAAGGUUUUAAAACCUCUGACACAACGUGCUCUUCGUGCUGUCGUAAACCAUCUAAGGGCAAUGUCAGGAGUUCGCUAUGGGGUCUGGUUAUGAAGACAGAACAAGUCGAAGAAAAAGAUGAAUGUGCUGUUAAAACGAAACAGGAAGAUAUGUCCUACUGCAAGGCGCUCUAUCAAGAAUUAGAAAACAUAAUCAUACAACAAAACCAAUGUCCAAAAAAUAUUUCACAGACUGGAACAAACAAACCCGCAGCAGUGAAGACAUCCAAAUCAAGUCUAAAAAGUAAGCAGAAGAAACAAGGUCAACAAAAGCAAAUGGACGAAAAGUCUAAACGAAAUACCAAUGCAAAUAAACAAAAAAAUACAAAGUCCGUACGAUGUGAGCAGUCUGACAGCGACCUAGACAUGGAUAAGGCUUAUAUGCCAGAAUAUGUGCUGGGGAAACCACAACGAAAUGGCGCAGUUGUCGCGCGAGCGCGGAAGGUGCGGUACAGUAUACUACCAAGCGUCAAGGCACGGAAAAAAUUUUACAGAAAAUAUUACAAAGAAUGUAGGCACGUAGUUGAUUUUCAAACUUAACGGACCCAACCACAUUUGACGAGUGACUAAAAAUGUCCACACAUAGAUCAGUCUCGUGUGAGAUGUAGUUGUGACGUUAAUUUGGUGAAUGCCUUAUUUGAAGAGGGAUAAGGCUAUUGUGGACUUCUUUUAAUAUUUUUGUUUGAAUUAUGUAAUUUUUUGUACUAAUAAUGAACGCGUCUAUUUUUCAUAAACAAUUCA